This is a messenger RNA of Talaromyces proteolyticus, 2813 nucleotides long. RefSeq lists its product as uncharacterized. The record is from RefSeq and is a predicted model, not a curated record. The annotation marks the transcript as partial. The transcript has a single exon. Lineage: Eukaryota; Fungi; Ascomycota; Eurotiomycetes; Eurotiales; Trichocomaceae.
CAACUGCUUCGGCUACACACUCGCUUCUCCAUAUCGCAUUCGAUAAAUAUCUGCCUUCUCUUCGUCUUUAAGAGUUUUUUCUUUAGGAACUACUUUUUAUUUCAAUUUUCAAGAAUAUCCAAAGCGUGACUCUAUCAGCAAACAUCAAGCCGAACCACCAACCGUCCUGUUACUUCGUCUCCUUAUUAUUAACUGGUUCUAAGCAGUUGAUAUGUGUACUUUCGCCAUCCAAAAAAUCUCCCGAAUUUUCUCUGCGAUUGCAAUAAGCUAGUUAUCUAAGCUUAGGCUGAAGAAUAUUUCUGCCUUUACUCCAUAUUUGUGUUACUGUUACUUUCUCUCUUCCCCAUCACGAUGCCAUCUAUUUGGCGGGCUUGGUCGCAGGGAAGACCUCCAAGACCAUUUGUGGAGGAUGAAUUUGAGUCCCUGUCUCAUGAACUGGGAGGUCUUUUACUUCUGGGAGAGAAGCCAGGGGUGGAAGGCGCAUGUGAAAGAGGAUCCAUUGACCAGCUCCCCAUAUUCUUAGACAUCGAAAGAUCUGCGAUUGUUGACACGGAUACUUCUUCAUCUCAACCGCCUUCUCUUACAAGCCAGUCGUCCGCAGAAAGUUUUGCUCUUGAUACUCCUCCGCCGCUAGAAGUGAUGCCAAUUGACUAUCGGGCCAAUGAUAAACUACGUGAUCCGCUCGUUGCACCUAUCAACGUACGAUUUCCAGAUACGUCCUCUUCGAAUCCCUUAUACAACUCAAAUGCCCCGGUGAACAAGCCGCAGAGAAAGAAUACUAUAAUGAAAUCUCGUGAACGGAAUCCUUGCGACCAUCAGAGAGUGGAAACAUUCUACCACGAUUAUCGACAGGGUCAAGCCAAAGCUACCUCAUCGUUGAGACAUUCUGUUCCAUACAAUCUGGAAACUGCAACUUAUUCAAACCUACCCAAAAAAGAAAUUCCGCGGUAUUCUGAGUCUCCAAAAAGGCCCACAGUGGCUGAAUUGUUGGAAGAGAAACUUCGACUUCGAAGAGAGCAACAAGUACCGAAAUCAUACGUCAAUACCCGGUUUCAGGAAAAGAGCCCCCCGAGAAAUGCAUCUGAAAGUUCAUUUCGGCCUGGGAUGAAACUUAACUUAGAUUCUUUGUCUGUGCUUCAGCCAAAAUCGCGGGAGAUCAGUACUGGCCUGGUUCACCCAAUGGUAGAGUACCUACCGCAGUCUAACCAAUCGACAAGUUUUUACGGGUCUACGUUGCUCAACCCAUCCCCAGAAUUUGAGAGAAAGAAUCUUUCAUUCAAUACAGGAACCACACAAACUAGGGAUAUUACUUCUCCCACUACCCCUCUUGCUCAAGAUUCAGCACGUUUGCAACGGAGAAUUCCUUCACCAGAAGAAGCUGCAAAUACUGCUCUCAAUAGACAACGACGGGGAGUCUCUUUUGCGGAUGAUCCUCAUAUAUUCCACAAAGCACCGUCCGUGGCGGAAAGCUUCUAUAGGCAGAAUUCGGAUGCCCCUCAAGCUCGGUCAAUACGUCCAGUGUCUCCUCCAAAACAAGCGUCUACACGAAACCCAGAGCUUCCCAGCUUUGCCUUACGACCAUGUCCAAGAGCUAAUCCAGUGGCAGGAUGUCAGGAUUGGUACACAGUAUCUGGACUAACACAUUUGAAAAUUUGUCCUGGUUGCAUGAAUCAGAUUGGCGGCUCGCGAUUCCGCGAUUAUUUUGUGCCGAGCCUUUCAAACCCGCGUGAGAAGGUUCACUGUUCAUUCAGCGAACCUUGGACCAGAUUAGCGUGGAUUCAAACUAUGAAAAAAGGACAUGAGAAUCUCGAUAUGCUGUACGACAUAACUCAUCCGUCAAAUGAGCAAUGUCCUGGCCGUCGCCUGUCUGCGAAAAAUUGGUACCGGAUAGUAGAUCAUCAAACUGGGUUGAAUGUACCAAGAUUUGCGGCGUGUUCAGCAUGUGUACGCAAUCUUCAGCUUUUGAUGCCAUCACUUCGACAAAGCUUCAGGUGUCAGGCUGCAGUUAAGGAGAAUAUCUGCGAUUUUGCCGUAGAAAGCCCCCGAUUUGUGCAGUACCUGGACCUUUUGGAUGCCGCGGCGAGUAAUUGUGAAUAUAAGCGUACAUACUCCCCAGAUAUCGACAAGUUCAUUGACUAUGUGGAGCGAAAAUGCAAUCUUCGAGACUGCCGACGAGACAGACUCAUCCUUGGGACAUGGCACUAUAUUCCAGAUUUGCCUGAAUUCACGGUAUGCGAAGACUGUUAUGAUGACGUGGUCCGGCCAUUGGUUGCAGCACAUAAACCGAUUGCACGAAUGAUGGCAAAUCCGCCUCGAUUACUACCAGGAUCUGGUCCAAGCCGAUGUCGUGAAGCUAGCUGCCAAUUGUACUCCCCACGCAUGCGCGCCCGGUUUAGAGACGCUGUGUUGGAUGACGACUAUCGGAUGCUGGAGUCUGCUGCCUUGAGAAGAUUCGAUGCUGAACGACGAUUCCGCGACCAGGAGGAGGCGCACUUUCUUGUAGCGGAGGCUGAUAGAGAUUGUACCUGGCAGGAUGAGUGGCGUCGAGCUCGUGAAGAGUGGAAGAGAUUUGAGUAGCAUGUGCUAUCAAAACCAUCUAUUUGAAAGAGAAUAAGACGAGAAGCGGAAUAGGAAUGGCGAUAUAAAGCUAGACGAUGGUUGCUAGACAGGACUUUGUCAUUCGUUUAUUUUCUAGUACUUUUUUUGUUCAAUUAUCAGCACAUAUUAUUUCAUUUAGUCUUACCGUUCCAUAGAUACCAUGUAGUUUAGAUUGUAAGAUCUUUGCUUAGGACCAUCAAUCAAUUGAUACAAUU